Messenger RNA from Hemibagrus wyckioides, 1089 nucleotides. It is a transcript of the gene them4, whose product is annotated as thioesterase superfamily member 4. The coding region runs from base 306 to 1046 and encodes 246 amino acids. NCBI's taxonomy places the organism in Eukaryota, Metazoa, Chordata, Actinopteri, Siluriformes, Bagridae. The record is from RefSeq and is a predicted model, not a curated record. The transcript has 6 exons.
UCCCCGUCGUCUCCAGGAAGUAGAGUAGAGAGAGUUUGACAUCUAUGUCAUUAGAGGCACUGAAAGUCACCGGGACUGUGUUAUUCUCUAGCUUCAACUGGUGGCCCUAGAAACAAUUCUGUAUCUAAACGGACGGAAACUGUUGAGUCAAGUUAGCGAUUCCUAAUAAAACAUGUCACUAUGCAUGCUCUAACAGCCAUGGACUCUUUCAUGUAAGCUAGUAUUCGGCUAGCCAUCCAGUGUGUCGUCAUGGUUUGAAUGAGCACAUGGCAUCUUUAGAGUAUUAACACUGAUCUAUCUUCAUUAUGAUACGAAGCUGUUUAAAAGCCUCAAGGACGUUUAUCUCCCAUUGCCCUGUUGCAUUAAGCCAUGAUGCUGUGUCUCAGCCGGUUCUGGUUAGAAGAGGCCUGUCGAAGAUGGGGCUAUGGCCCUUCAGUGCGAGUCCGCGGGACUUCAGCCUCCCCAACGCAUCCUGGAAUGCAGAGAUGAGGCAGGUUUAUGAUCAUUAUACUGCACUGUGUGAGGUUAAGACGGAAGACAGUGAGGAGACGGGGCCUUGGCACAAGCUUCCAAGUUACAACCGCUCUCUCAAACAUGCUGCAGGAGGAGUGUACCUGAGUAAAUUAAUCCAGUCUAAAGCUAGACUCUUCACAAGGAACAAAAAAGAGUAUGGGGCAGCGUUCGAGUACGUGAUUUUUAUGAACAAGCAGGAGAAGAGAUGUGUGUGUGCGUUUCAGGCUGGGCAUCUACUGGAGGGACCUCCCGGACAUGUGCACGGUGGAGCAAUUGCCACCAUGAUCGAUACGGUAACAGGUACUCUCGCUGGUUACCUUGUUGGGCCUGUUAUGACUGCCAACCUCAAUAUCAACUAUCGCAGUCCAAUACCACUGGGUGGUGUAGUUUUGAUUCACAGUGCUCUGGAUCGGCUUGAGGGCAAAAAAAUCUUUGUAAACUGCAGAGUGACCAGUACUGAUGAAUCCAAAUUACACACCGAGGCUACAGCGCUGUUCAUAUCAGUGAAUAUGGGCCAUUUGUUCGGAAUGUAAUGCUUCAAGCAGCUUACAAGCGUGUGUGUGUGUGUGUGUGUGU